AUGGAUUCACGAGGUGGCCGAGCUAGGGGUCGAGGUAGACCUAGAGGCAGGGGUGGAGCCCGAGGUAGGGGCAAGAUUCCUCCACCUGUUGAGGAGAUAUUCGAGAAUGAGGUCGAGGCAUCAAAUGUUGAGCUGCCUGUUCCACCUGUUGUGGAGGUUGCGAAUGUUGUAGAUCCCACUCGUUUGUCGAAGUUGGCAAAGGAGAUUUCGAGGCUGGGAGGAGUUCCAUUUCAGGGAGGUACGGAUCACAUGUUGGCAGAUCAAUGGAUCGAGAACAUGAAGACCUACUUCGAGAUGGUCGUCUACGACGACGUUGAGAAGAGGAAGAUUGCCACCUUUAUGCUCCAGGGCGAUGCACGGGUGUGGUGGAAUGGCACACACAGAGUGAUGGAUGUGUCCACCAUGACCUGGAACGGUUUUGUGGAACUGUUCAGGAAGAAGUACUUUUCGCCUUCUGUGAGGGAGAAAUUGGAAAGGGAAUUUGUCUCGUUAGUCCAAGGGACUAAGAGUGUGAGGGAGUAUGAGGCUGAGUUCUCAAGGUUGUAUCGCUUUGUGAGACAGAUGGAUGCUGAGAGCCUAGCUAUGAAGUUUCAGUGGGGACUGAAUGCUUCGAUCCGGCGCGAUGUCGCUGUUAUGGAAUUGAAGACUGUGGAGCUUAUUUUCGCUAAGGCUAUGGCCAUUGAGCAGGAAAAUUUGACUUUCCAGGAACAUGAAUCGGCCGAGAGGGAUUUCCAAAGGAAGGGAAAGGCAACUGCGGGGAGCAGUAAGGCAUAUGGGAAUCAAGGUGGAUUAUGGAAGUGGCAGAGGACAAAUCAGCAGGGGCCAGCUAGGGCUGCACCUGCUAGGAUUGCUAGGGCUGCACCUGUUGGGCAGGGAGCACCCUUGAGAUGCUACAACUGCAAAGAGAUUGGCCAUACUGCUAAGGCUUGCACAAAACCGAAGAACUUGGUGUGCUUUACUUGUGGCCAAACGGGGCAUUUCUCCAGGGAUUGUACCCAGCAGCAGGAUAGGGGACAAGGGAACCAGCAGAGGCAACUGCCUCAAGGAAAUGUGAGGGUGUUUGCUGUUGGUCAGCAGAAUACCGGAGUGGAAGGUACACUAUCCUUAUUUGAUUUCCUUGCUAGGGUGUUGUUUGAUACGGGAGUGUCCCACUCCUUCAUAUCUAGUUCUGUGGUUGAUAUGUUAGGAUUGACUCCUAGGCCUCUUGCUAGACCCUUGUGUGUUACUUCUUCACUUGGUGUUUCCCUUGAGUUGUGUAUGUUUUGUGAUGCAUGCCCAAUUGUGAUUGGUGGUAGGGAGUUUACCGCGACUUUGAUUGUGUUAGCAGAUCAUACGUAUGAUGUUAUUUUGGGUGUUGAUUGGCUGAGGCCAAAUCACGCUAUGAUUGAUUGCUUUGAAAUGGUAGUGUCAUUUCAUAUGCCUGGACAGCUGGUGUUUCGUUAUCGGUGUCUUAGGUCAGAUACUGCUUUGAGGGCAGGAUUCUUAGCUCAUGUGGAAUUGGUGAGUUGUGCUGCGAUUAUGGCAGAGAUUGCUGUAGUUUCUGAGUACAGUGAUGUGUUUCAGGAGAUACCAGGGUUACCUCCAAGGAGGGUAGUGGAUUUUGCUAUCGAUGUGAUGCCAGGUAUUGCACCUGUAUCCAUGGCACCAACAGAACUUAAAGAGUUGAAGGAUCAAAUUGAUGGUUUACUUGAACAAGGGUUCAUUAGACCUAGUACUUCUCCUUGGGGUGCACCUGUGGUAUUUGCGAGGAAGAAUGAUGGUUCACUACGGUUGUGUGUGGAUUAUCGGCAGUUGAACAAGUUGAGAGUGAAGGAUGAUGAUGUUCCUAAAACAACGUUUAGGACCAGGUAUGGACACUUUGAGUUUGUUGUUAUGCCUUUUGGUCUAACCAAUGCACCUGCUGCCUUUAUGGACUUGAUGAACCAUAUGUUCAGUCCAUACUUGGAUAAGUUCGUGGUGAUUUUGAGAGAAAAGAAGUUGUUUGCGAAAUUUGAGAAGUGCGAAUUUUGGCAAAGGGAGGUCAAGUUCCUUGGUCAUGUAGUUUCAAAGGAUGGAGUCUCCGUGGAUCCUUCUAAGGUUGAGGCAGUGAUGAACUGGGGCCAACACACUACGGUUACUGAGGUACUUAGUUUUCUGGGCUUGGUAGGUUAUUAUUGGAGAUUCAUUGAAGGAUUUGCUAGUAUUGCUUCGGCUUUGACCAAGUUGACCAGGAAGGAUGUCCAGUUUGUGUGGACUGAGGAAUGUGAGCGAGCAUUCAAUGAGUUGAAGGCUAGAUUGACCACAGCCCCAGUGUUGACUAUUCCCACAAGCGGUGGUGGUUUAGUCAUCUAUAGUGAUGCGUCUCAUCAGGGUUUGGGGUGUGUGUUGAUGCAGCAUGGCAGUGUUGUCGAUUAUGGCUCUAGACAGUUGAAGGUGCAUGAGCGUAAUUAUCCCACUCAUGAUUUGGAGUUGGCUGCAGUUGUUUUUGCCUUGAAGAUUUGGAGGCAUUACUUGUAUGGAGAAAAAUUCGAACUCUUUUCGGAUCAUAAGAGUUUGAAGUAUCUGUUCUCUCACAAGGAGUUGAACAUGAGACAAAGAAGGUGGAUGGAGCUCAUUAAGGACUAUGAUUUCACCUUGGAGUAUCAUCCAGGGAAGGCCAAUGUAGUGGCGGAUGCUUUGAGUAGAAAGCCCAGAGGUAUUGUUGCUUCUGUUAUGGUUCAAGAGUGGCUGAUGUUGGAGACUGCAUCUGAGUUUGACCUUGUACAAGCAGGAGUUGGGAAUGGGAGUUUCCUUGGAAGUAUCACGGUACAACCUACCCUGAUUUCCAGGAUCAUUCAAGGUCAAUCAGAGGAUGAGUUCUCACGUGCGAAGUUGGUAGAGUUAGCUGCGGAUUCGUCCAUUGGCGUUCCAUCGGAGUGGUCGGUGGGAACGGAUGGUGGUUUGCGGAUGAACCAUAGGUUGUAUGUUCCGGAUCGUGUUGACCUCAAGGGAGAGAUUCUUCGUGAGGGACAUCGAUCGCGGUAUACUGUGCACCUUGGGAGCACUAAGAUGUAUCGGGAUUUGUGA
Rosa rugosa (rugosa rose) is the source of this 3045-nucleotide messenger RNA. RefSeq lists its product as uncharacterized. The transcript has 3 exons. The coding region runs from base 1 to 3045 and encodes 1014 amino acids. The record is from RefSeq and is a predicted model, not a curated record. Gene Ontology annotation, molecular function: nucleic acid binding; aspartic-type endopeptidase activity; zinc ion binding. Gene Ontology annotation, biological process: proteolysis. Lineage: Eukaryota; Viridiplantae; Streptophyta; Magnoliopsida; Rosales; Rosaceae.